CGCGCGUUAUCAACACGUCUGAUCAUGACGUUCCCGGAAAUGCGACUGACGUGCAAGCGCUGUACUUCCGCCCCGACUGAAGAUGGCGGCGCCCUUUGUCAGACCGUAGGUGUGAGCUCUGGUAUGCGAGAUCUGAGCCGGUCCGGGAUCUCAGCCAUGGAUUUCCCUCAGCACAGUCACCUGGUUCUGGAGCAGCUCAAUCAGCAGAGGCAGUUGGGGUUGUUGUGCGACUGCACCUUCGUGGUGGACGGGAUCAACUUCAAGGCCCACAAAGCCGUGUUGGCCGCCUGCAGCCAGUACUUCCGCAUGUUGUUUGUGGAGCAGAAGGAUGUGGUGCAUCUGGAUAUCAGCAACGCCGCAGGCCUGGGGCAGGUUCUGGAGUUUAUGUACACGGCACAGCUCAGCCUGACCCGAGACAACGUAGAGGACGUCCUCACUGUGGCCGGAUUCCUCCAGAUGCAGGAGAUUGUAAAUGCCUGUACUGCCCUGAAAUCUCUCAGUAUUACCCCCGGGGCAACUGCCACCUGCCUGGAGAGUCUCACACCAGUGCAAGGUGAUGUGGCGCAGGGAGAGGGAGCAGUUCCAGGCUCUGCAGAGAAUGAUGGGAACAGAGUGGGAGAAUGUGAUGAGGCUGCAGUAAUAAACCAGCAUGGUCGGCACAGUGAGGAAACCUGUGUAGAGGAUAAUGACAUGAGGGAUGAGAAUCACAAUGAGGAGAGUUUGGCUACAAGUGACUCUCCCCCCUCAGAGGAGCCGGUGCUCUUGGACCAACAUGAAGACCCCCCAGAUGUGGAUAAGAAAGAAGUUGGAGUGAGAGCGGUGCCCCAGAACCAAUCAGCCUGGCACGUCCCUGCUGGGGAGAAGGAAACAGGACUGGCCGAGGAGAUAUUGGCCGGACAAGCGAAGGCUGAGGCUCAGCAGGUGGGAGGGACUCCUGCAGCAGGACAAACAGACGAGCUGUGUGAGCAGGAGGAGGCGGAGGGACAAACUGAGGAAGAUCCCGGGAGAGAGAAUAAGGAGGCGACAGAUGAAAAUGAAUUCGUAGCCACGGACUCUGGACAAGACACCUCCGGGGAUUCCCUGCACCCACGAUCUGAGGCAACUCCCUUCAGAGAUCGUAAUGAGUCCAGGCCCUACAGCUCCACCACUCACAAGUGUAAGUUCUGCGGCAAAGAAUUCACUCACACGGGCAACUUCACCAGACACAUCCGCACCCACACAGGGGAGAAACCCUUCACCUGCCGGGAGUGUAACAAAGCUUUCUCCGACCCCGCGGCCUGCAGAGCUCACGAGAAGACUCACAGCCCCCUGAAACCCUACGGCUGCGAGGACUGCGGGAAGAGCUACCGCCUGGUGAGUCUCCUGAACCUGCACAAGAAGCGCCACACGGGAGACGCCCGCUACCGCUGCAGCGACUGCAACAAACACUUCACCACCUCGGGGAACCUGAAGAGGCACCAGGUGGUCCACAGCGGAGAGAAACCGUAUCACUGCGAGUUCUGCAACCGCCCCUUCUCUGACUCCACCUCCAAAAUGCGCCACUUGGAAACGCACGACACCAACAAGGAGCACAAGUGCCCCCACUGCGACAAGAAGUUCAACCAACUGGGAAACCUGAAAGCCCACCUGAAGAUUCACAUAGCGGACGGACCCCUAAAAUGCAGAGAAUGCGGGAAGCAGUUUACGACUUCAGGGAACCUUAAGAGGCACCUGCGCAUCCACAGCGGUGAGAAGCCGUACGUCUGCGUUCACUGCAAGAGGAAGUUUGCAGAUCCGGGGGCGCUGCAGCGACACGUCCGGACUCACACUGGGGAGAAGCCGUGUCUGUGUAUGAUCUGUGGGAAAGCUUUCACUCAGGCCAGCUGUCUAAUCGCCCACGUGAGGCAGCACACAGGGGAGAAGCCUUACGUCUGCGAGCGCUGCGGGAAAAGGUUUGUGCAGUCGAGUCAGCUCGCCAACCAUAUCCGCCAUCACGACAACAUACGCCCGCACAAGUGCAGCAUCUGCAACAAAGCAUUCGUCAACGUGGGCGACCUCACCAAGCACGUGAUCAUUCACACUGGAGAGAAGCCGUUCUUAUGUGACAAGUGCGGCCGGGGCUUUAACCGAGUGGACAACCUGCGAUCCCAUGUGAAAACCGUGCACCAGGGCAAGGCCGGUAUGAAAAUGUUGGAGCAUGAGGAAGGGGAAGUGGAUGAAGACGAGGUGAAUAUAGUGACCGUGGCGUCUGAUGAAAUGGUGACUUUAACCACAGAGACUAUUGCUGCCACGGCCGUGACUGAGCUCACAGUGGUUCCGGUCACCACUGCCGUGGCAGCAGAUGAAACCGAAGCACUGAAGGCUGAAAUUACCAAAGCAGUGAAGCAGGUGCAGGAAGCAGAUCCCAACACCCAGAUUCUGUACGCCUGCGACUCCUGUGGAGAGAAGUUCCUGGACGCCAAUAGUUUGGCCCAACACGUGAGAAUGCACACGGCACAGGCACUUGUCAUGUUCCAGGCAGACACAGACUUUUACCAGCAGUACAGCACACCAACCACGUGGCACACAGAGCAGGUCAUACAGUCCGGGGAGCUUAUAUUCCGUGCGCGCGAUGGGACCGAAGAACAUCCCCAGGCUAUUGAUUGCCAGAGCCCAGUGGAAUAGUGGAACCUCGGUGCCGGACACUGAGAAUGGGGUGGGCACCGGGAAGCAGCAAAAACUGGUCAUGUGCCCAACUUCAUUGGCCAUGGGGCAGGUUCUGGGAAUGUCCAAGUGCAGAAUGUUCAUCUGUUUGGGACGCUCGGCUCUUGCUGGUGUAUAAAGUGUACAUGGGGGGGUCCCUAAUGCAUCUAAUAAAUAUUGGUUUUUUUAAUGAAAA
Xenopus laevis (African clawed frog) is the source of this 2857-nucleotide messenger RNA. RefSeq names its product zinc finger and BTB domain containing 17 L homeolog (gene zbtb17.L). The transcript is spliced from 15 exons. Lineage: Eukaryota; Metazoa; Chordata; Amphibia; Anura; Pipidae. The record is from RefSeq and is a predicted model, not a curated record. Bases 25 to 2643 code for a protein of 872 amino acids.